AUGGAUUCAUCAAGUCCUACAAUACAAAAUGAAGAACUUUAUUUAGCUAACUCCAAAUUUGAUUCAUAUGAUGAACUACUAAAGAGUGUAAGAGAUUUUUAUUACGUUAAAGGAUACGGAAUAUCUAUUCGAGAUUCAAGUAAAGACAAAUAUGUCACUUUGCAAUGUGAUAGAGGUGGUUGUUAUCGAGAUAGAUUGAGUAUUGGAGAUAAAAGGAAGAAGAAUACCGGAUCUCGCUUGAUUAGUUGCCCUUUUCAGAUUGUAGGUAAAAAGGAAUAUGAUGGCGGUUGGAUACUUAAGGCAAAAAACUUGUCUCACAACCAUGAACCAUCUACUGAUAUCUCUAGGCAUCCAUCAUUUUGUCGAUUAUCACCAAAUGACGUACAAAGUGUCAAAAACAUGAUGCUUUCUGGCAUACCCCCAAGGCAAAUUCUUUCUUCUUUACGUCAAGGAAACCCGAACCUUCCGGCAGUCUCUCGAACUAUAUACAAUCUGAAGGCAAAAAUUCGCAAGGAAAACUUGGGAAAUCGAUCAACGGUUAGUGCUUUAUUUGAAGAGUUUGAAAAAGAGGGUUUUAUCUAUGAUAUUUUACAUAACUCAAUAGGGCAUAUAACCCAUUUGUUCAUUGCACAUCCUUUGUCGAUUAAAUUGGCAAAAGCUUUCUCUAAUAUAUUUAUAAUGGAUUGCACAUACAAAACCAACAAAUAUAACAUGCCUCUCCUUGAUAUCAUUGGGGUUUCAUGUUUUAAUACAUCUUUUUAUUCUGGGUUUGUAUUUCUGGAGAGAGAGGAUGAAGAUAGUUACAUUUGGGCAUUAAGUGUGUUUAAGAAGACUCUUGAAAACCGUGAACCGUCUGUGAUUAUGUCUGAUAGAGAGUUGGCACUAAUGAAUGCCAUAAAUAUGGUAUUCCCAAACACGACAAACCUUUUAUGUAUUUGGCAUAUUGAAAAGAAUGUGUUGGCAAAUUGCAAGAAGCAUUUUCCACAUACAGAAGAGUUUGAUAUAUUUAUGUCAAGUUGGAAUAAUGUAGCAUAUUCAACAAGUAAAACUAUUUUUGAGCAUAAUUGGGGUGAGUUUGAGUUGUUUUAUCAGACGAAAAAAGUUGCAAUCGAGUACAUCAAAAAAACAUGGUUGCCUUGGAAGGAAAAGUUUGUUAGUGCUUGGACAGAAAAUUAUUUGCAUUUUGGUAAUCGGUCAUCAUCAAGGGCUGAAGGUGCUCAUGCGAAACUGAAACAAUAUCUACAAGUAUCUACAGGUGGCUUUCAAGAUGUUACCAAAAAGAUUUGUCUUGCAAUCAAACAUGAGUUCAAUGAGAUUAAAGUGAAACUCGCAAGUGAGAGAAUCCAAAUUCUUCAUAAUUGUGAUGCACCUGUUUUUAGAGAACUUUUGUGUCAUAUAUCUCAUUUUGCAUUAAAGGAGAUACAUAUGCAAUAUGAAAAAAUAAAAAAGGGUACAAUGACUCCUUGCACCAGUCAUUUUAUGGCAACCAUGGGUCUUCCUUGUGCUCACAAGAUAAAACAUUUAGAAGGAAUGAAACUUUCAUUAGAUCUUAUUCAUCCACAUUGGAGGAUUGAUACGAUAUGUUUGAAUUCAGAAGAUGAUUUACACAAUGAUAUUGGAGCCAAGGAAUUUGAUGAGUUGCUUAGUGAGUUGUCUUCAAGAUAUCAAAUAUGGCCUCAAAGUAAGAAAGAAUUUGCUAAUUCUAUGAUUACUCAACUUCUAACUGAAUCUGAUAUAUUAUUUGAGCCUUUGAUUCGCCGACCAAAGGGUAGACCUCCAAAAUCAAAAAAUAAAAGAGGAAUAAAUUCUACCGCACGAGACCCUUCAAGAUUUGAGUUUGUAGAAUCAUAA
Lactuca sativa (garden lettuce) is the source of this 1851-nucleotide messenger RNA. RefSeq names its product protein FAR-RED IMPAIRED RESPONSE 1. The record is from RefSeq and is a predicted model, not a curated record. NCBI's taxonomy places the organism in Eukaryota, Viridiplantae, Streptophyta, Magnoliopsida, Asterales, Asteraceae.